Messenger RNA from Pomacea canaliculata, 4640 nucleotides. Its product is annotated as aminopeptidase O-like. The transcript has 16 exons. Gene Ontology annotation, molecular function: zinc ion binding; metalloaminopeptidase activity. Lineage: Eukaryota; Metazoa; Mollusca; Gastropoda; Architaenioglossa; Ampullariidae. Gene Ontology annotation, biological process: proteolysis. Gene Ontology annotation, cellular component: nucleolus. The record is from RefSeq and is a predicted model, not a curated record. The coding region runs from base 723 to 2459 and encodes 578 amino acids.
CCUAGUGCUUUGCGCAAGCAAUGAUCAGUUUUAUGGUCUCAUUCCUUUGUGAGAGAAUGCCAUAACUCAAGAUAAUGGAUUUGUUGAAAAAACUAUCAAUGACUAUGGCUCACCAAAACAUGCGAGAAAGACUUGCCUAUGUCAGCAAACAUAUCAGAAAUAAUUGUUAGGCAUUUUGUUCUGGAUUUGACUUGUCAACUAAAACAAAGGAAGUUUGAGGGAUCUGUUAUGCUGUUCAGCCAACCUGCUCUACAUGAACAAUUACAACCUACAGAAAGUGAUUACAGUAAAGUGAAUACACCAACAACUUCUGUGAAAUCUGCAAAUAAUUCAAGCUGCAGUAACUCCAGUGAGGAAGCAAGUUGCCCUGGCUCAUACCUGUCAGAAUCUUUACAGACAGACGAUCUUCAUCAGCACAUUAAUGGAGUCGUUCUGUCAAAUUCAAACAAUGUCAAGAAUGAUUCUGCAUCAGGUAUACAUUCAGUAAACAAGUCUGAUUCUCAGAUUCUGGUGAAUACCAAAAAAAAACUAUUACAGCUGGUUCUUGAUUGUCACGAACUUGAUAUUCAAAGAGUAAUCAGCUACAACUUGUGUUGUGAAUCUUCCACUGACUUAAAGUCUGACGUAGGAGAGAUGCUCAGGAACCAUCUGAAAAUUGAAGAAGAUGGGUUGAUGUUUGAGCUACCUCCCAGCUGCUUCUUACAAAAAAGGGAACUGAAUUUAUGGCAGAAGAACAUUGCUUAAAGAUUUUUGCAGAGGAUUCUAAUAAAGCAAACACAUUUCCCUCUGUGAUUCAGAUCUGGUACUCUACAAAGCCAGAAGGUCCUUCGUUGAGCUGGACAACAGAUCAAGAUGGACAACCCUGCGUUUUUACAGUUGGACACUUACUGAGCAACCGUUCACUUUUUCCAAGUCAGGACUCACCUUCGGCAUUGUCUUCUUGGCAAGCAUCAGUAACUGUUGAUGAAAACUUAUCUGUUCUUAUGACAGGUGAUCAUCUGCCCACCAUUCUCACUAAAGAUUCAGGGAGAAGAAAAUUCUGCUAUGCUACAUCAUAUCCUAUGCCAUCCUCAACCUUUGCAUUGGCCAUUGGAUCUUGGAAAAUGGAAGAAGUUGUUCCAGUUUCUGUCCAUGAGCUGGAGCACAUGAGUGUACCGCCUAUACGUCUGAUUUUCCCAGAAUGCCUGAGAGAAAUCACUUCUGCUUUGCUCCAGUGGUAUCUACCAAGAUCUUUUCUGAAUGUACAAGCUUUGCUUGGAGUGUACCCAUUCCAUCGCCUGGAUGUUCUGAUAGUACCUGCAUGUUUUGACAGUCUUGGAAUGGCAAGUCCAAGUCUUCUUUUCCUGUCCCAGUCUGUUCUAUGCCCUGAUCACAGCAUGUGUGUCAGAGUUGCACAUGAAUUGUGCCACACAUGGUUUGGGUUGAUCACUGGACCACUGGACUGGACAGAGGAAUGGCUCACAGAAGGUUUCUGCACCUAUUUGGAAGAUAUUCUUCAUGCUCAAGUCUGUGAGAUGGGGACAGAGACAGAAUCUUAUAUGGAUCUAAGGGCUGAAUUACACCUGCGUCUCUUGAAGGGAGAGCUGUCACACACUGAUGAUGAACUUCAGACCCUCCGACCAAACAGAGGAGAGAACUCUGCAUAUGUUGGUACAGGAGAAACCUGCUUCCUCAAGAAUGGAAUGAACACAGUUAAAGUAUUCAUGCAAGUGCACUAUCUCAAGGGUUACUUUCUGCUUCAUGAACUUGAGCACCAUGUUGGAAGGAAUCAGUUCCUGUCCUUCCUCAGAAAAUACCUGCAAAAGUUUGCUCACAAGCUUGUCACAUCACAGGAUUUCCUUAACCUGUUUUUUGAAACGUUUCCAGACGUACGGACAGACGCAUUUUCAGUAGACACCAUCUACUCUGAUUGGCUCGAUCAUGCAGGGUUGCCAAAGGUCUUAAUGUCAAGUGAAAACGGAGGACGACUGCGCAGCGAGGAAUCAAAGAAGAGGGCGAACCAAAUCGCACAGCAACUAGCCCAGCUCAAAGACAUGGAUGCCAGGGCUCGCAAACGCAAGCGAAAAUAUGAAGGCUGCAAGAACAGUUUGGCCACGCUGGAGAAGCUGGAGUGGCCGGUCCAGAUUAUGCUUUUAUUUGAUCAGCUUUUAGAGGAAGAAAACCUCACUGGUGGAACUCUUGAUCUUUUGAAAGAAAUUUACCAUCGCCAUUUUGAAAAUGCUGAGGUGUUCCACCGCUGGUGUGAGCUUGUGAUAAAGCACAAGCGCCGGAAAUACUUCAGUGACGUCAGAGAUUUCUGGAGGAGGCACCAGGCGAUGGGCGUGUACCUCUAUGGAGAAGCCAUGAUAUCCGAGGACCCGGAUAUAACAAAGAUGGCACGCGAUUGUUUCCGGCAGCUGCAGCACGACAUGCCGGCAUCCGUUCGCGAGACUGUUUCCUCCAUGCUGUUUCCAUCCUGAAGAGCCGGGAGUUACCAUCAGGCAAACAGAGUACACGCUUACACUUUUCUGUCCAUUCACUGCUAAAAAAUAGGAUUUAUGGCUGAUGUAAUGAAGCAUUGAAGGUGUCCUCGCUGACUGGGGUCUGCCUACAGAGAGAUGAACCUGUGCAGUUAUUUGCCAUUCAGUACAAACGUCUUUUGAAUAAAUGAAGCGCGGAAUUGUAAUGUCCUCAGAAUGGGGCAUAAAGUCCAUCCUCUUUCUUUUUUGUGCCAAGAAAAAUAUUACCUGUAGAAAAAACACCAAUGGGUUGUAUAAAAUCUAGAGAUAUGUAUUGUCGUUCGUCUGGUUUGAAAAAUGUUCUUGUCGAAUGUUCAGAGUUUAAACAAAUAGAAAAUAUAGAUUUCCCACCUUCGGUUGUCACUCCCUCGCGUGCAGGCAUUGUCUUAUCAACAAGGGCUCAAUAAAAAAGGGAACUCAGCAAGGGCUGCGUUAUUUUACAUCAAAUUCCAGUCCCUUAGCGACUCGGUGACAGUAAAAAUCACUUCCGAUGUAGCUAAGACUGAGAGUUCUUUCUUUACCGCUUUAUGCUGGCAAUAAACAUUUUUUUUUUUUUGUCGGCACUGCCGCCUGUUUGCUGGAUGGUUGACCACUGCGCAAUAAAAACAGUUUGAACGACGCCAGGGUGAAACUUUACCAAAUCAAAUGAAGGCUUUAUUCUGUGCGAAUGGACUUGAAGAGAUAUGAACUUCUCUCGAGUUACCUAUUAGUUACCCUUGAUCAGUAAUUGCUUACAGUGUUACACAGCUAGCAGUUAGGCUGAACAGUUUUUCUUUCCUACCACUUACUCUCUCACCCUCUUCCCUCUAUUAUCUUUUCACGUUUUUUUCCCCUCGAUUUUCCUCUUUCUUUUAUUUAUUUAUUUAACUUUGUUGGGAGUGGGUAGGUGGUGGAAGUCGUUUGCCUGAUAUUGUCUAAGGACCGGUGGUGCUAUUUUCGUUUCAUGUCUGAUGAGUGGAUGAGUUAAAUAAUAACAGCAAUAAUAAAAUUUAUUUAUGUAGCGCUUCACCCACCAUGAAAGGUAGAAUCGAAACGCUUUACAAAGAGCGAAAAACAACAAAUCCGCAAUAAUAAUAAAAACUGGUCACAAAAAGAAAGAGUUCAGUGCAUGCCCUGGUGGUGUGGCUACUCGUGUUGAGUAGAUGAAUGUCAACAGAUGUGGACUGCAUCUUUGCCAUGGCAUGGAAUCUUCAAUAAUAAAGUUUUGCUUCGAAAAUAGCUGAAAGUUAUGAUGACAUUAGUACAGAAGCUCAGUCCUGGGUGCAGUGGCCUCACUUUGGCAGACAGAAACCUCGUUCCCUUGACACAACUCGUUACAACCUCCCGCUAACGGUCCUUGUAAGUUUAGCUGGAGAUGCACAAUGUCAACCACGUCACUUCCUUUACUGCGCACGCAGCUGGCUGUGACAGCGCGACAUCAGAACUUUCUGGAACUAUUGCAGAAAAACGAAUGUCUGAAAUCGAGACUGCUGAUGCACAUCUCCUAAAUCUACACAAGACAGCGCGGACUGGCAGAGAAAUAAAAUGGUCGAGAACAAAGAACAGUGGUGCCGCCAUAGAAAUCAGUCCAGGAACAGCAAACAGCGUAACGGAUGCUGGAAUCAAUGCCAGCUGCCAAACGAAGAUCAACUGGCAAAGACAAAGACCCUGUAGUCAGCUAGACUAAGGCACAGCACUCUCGACAGUAGUUGUGUAUUCUUGUGAUUAUUAUUAUUACGAGUUCCGGCGUUGUACGAUGUUCAAAAAUAUUGUUACUACAGACCUCUUAUGUAAAGAACAUUAACUACAUAAGUAAGAAUAGUUGAGCAUCUGAGGCAUGGCCCUCGCGACAUCUUUGAUCCGGAAGUGAUUAGAUAAAGGGCAGCAACACACUUCAGUUGACCGGAACCCUGUCCUCUUCACGGGGAGAUAACUUCCACAGCGCCUUGGGGCUCUCGGAAGCGAGAGCUUAAAGUCAGUUUUGAGAUGUGCACUCGCAGACGAGUGUUCUCGCCUGAAAGGUUUAAAAAUGCCAGAAAAGCUUUGUCCGCUAGAAGGCGCUGGAAAUAAGCAUAUGAUCAAAUGUUGUCACGCCCUGAAAUAAGCGGGAAAUGGCCGGCAAGAACGACCACUCUUAAUGAGAAAACUUCAGCUUGUGUGAGC